Molecule: messenger RNA, 1050 nt
Organism: Trematomus bernacchii (emerald rockcod)
Lineage: Eukaryota; Metazoa; Chordata; Actinopteri; Perciformes; Nototheniidae
Product: guanine nucleotide-binding protein G(I)/G(S)/G(O) subunit gamma-2
Exons: 3
Coding region: 85-300 (71 amino acids)
Biological process (GO): G protein-coupled receptor signaling pathway
Cellular component (GO): heterotrimeric G-protein complex
Molecular function (GO): G-protein beta-subunit binding
Source: RefSeq, a predicted model, not a curated record
AAAGCUGUGCAGAGACAAAGUGCUGACUGACCUGCAGACAGGAGCAAACACAAGGCAGAGAAAAGGAAUCACACCGAGGCGCUCAUGGCGAGCAACAACACGGCGAGCAUCGCUCAGGCCAGGAAGCUGGUGGAGCAGCUGAAGAUGGAGGCCAACAUCGACAGGAUAAAGGUGUCUAAAGCGGCGGCGGACCUGAUGUCGUACUGCGAAGCUCACGCCAAAGAGGACCCUCUGCUGUCGCCGGUUCCCGCCUCGGAGAACCCGUUCCGGGAGAAGAAGUUCUUCUGUGCCAUCCUGUAAAACCCGGUCACUCGUGGGACUUUUGAACGUGGACGUUCAGAAUAACGUAGAAAUCUUCUAGUAGGAGGGCGAGGCGUUCACUGCCCCCCCCCCUCCUGUUCUCGAGCGGCACCUUAAGAGUUUACAUGUAACGUUAAAGGGUUGUGAUUGUGGUUUUUUGAGGGGUGUUGUUGCAGCAUGUUGAAGGGUCUGUGCUUUUAGAUGACACAAAGAGGAAGAUGAUGACGAUGAUGGACAACCUACUGAGUCUUCAGGUUGUGAUGUGUACAAAAAAUAGAUAAAAUAAGAAUAAAUAUAUAUCGUGGUUCUUUUUCUGGACUUCCAAAUGUUUCUGUUUUGUUGUCGGUGGCUAACUAAAACUACACGCCACCAUGUUUUUUUACGUUUACCUAUAGAUAUCUUUCUAUAACUGUACGUGAAACUGAUGUUUUUUGUUUUUACAACAGGUUAGUGGAAGCUUUUUUAAUGGGAAACGUUUGUUUUUCUUCUUCUUCUUCGUGUAUAUCAACAUCUAUCUGGCAAAAUGUGAUGCAGUUUGUCUCCCUUAGAAACAAAACCCUCUUUCUACUGUUUGUAUAAAACUGACUAGCAAGUAAACUGUGCUGUGCUGUGAGGUCUGGAUGUUUGUGUUUGUAUCUUUAACUUUCUGCAUGAAAUGGACAAACUUCUCUUUUUCCUUUCAUGUGGAGAUUGUAUGAAACAGGCUCCAUGUGGAGGUGCCAAAACGUAUUAAAAACCAGAAUGAUUCAA